AUGGCCCGAGGAUCCGUCCAGCUGGCGAUCCCUGUACUGGACCCGCUGCGCGUCGGGGCCGUGCCGCUGACGCUGUCUACGCCCGAUGUCAGCCUCCAGGCCAAUAUAUCUGAAACCAAGCUUACCGGCCUCUCGACCUUCGUCAUCGACUCGGUGGAGGUGGACCCAGUGACGCAGCAGAUUCGGCUGGCACUUAACAUGCCGGCCAUCCGGCUGACUGGCAGCGUCUGCCUGGCCGGCCUUGUCGGCCGCUUGUUCCCGCUGGACGGCUGCGGUCUCGUCAGGGUGACCGCAAAAAACAUCCCGGCGUACGCGCGCGUUGGAUUUGACAACAGGACAGAUGGCAGCUACCACCUGCAGAUUUUUGACGUUGACCUGGAGUGGAACCAGAGCAACAUUGACAUGCGGCUGCAAGGCUGCAACAUCAGUGCUGCCGCGUUGCCGGUGCUAAACAAAUGGACGGCCGACACCAGCCACCUGCUCCUGCCGUUGCUGGCGAAGGAGACACGGCGCCAACUCAGCCAGCGGUUCAGGCUUGAGAUCGGCGGUGCACUCUGGAGCAUAUCCGUGCCGCGCUUGUGGCGCGAAACUGCAGCCAACCUGGUGGGAAGUAGUGCGAAUGCCGACGGAUUCUUCGACCGCUUCAUGCCGUAUCUUCAAUCGUACAUCCUUCAACAUGGUCUGGAUCCACUGCCUUUGCCAGUCAUCGAAGCAACGGGCGAUUCGAGUUCACCUCAGUGGCCUGGGGCGUUUCUUCUGGCUGAUGGAGCCUCUGAUCGACCUCGUGGCCACCAUCUUCAGCGAUCAGAUCGCUGA
Pollicipes pollicipes is the source of this 816-nucleotide messenger RNA. RefSeq lists its product as uncharacterized. The record is from RefSeq and is a predicted model, not a curated record. The coding region runs from base 1 to 816 and encodes 271 amino acids. Lineage: Eukaryota; Metazoa; Arthropoda; Thecostraca; Pollicipedomorpha; Pollicipedidae. The transcript is spliced from 6 exons.